AUAAUAGUGAAAAAAAAAGGGAAAAUAAAAAGCUCUAUCCAGUGCCCAGUGGCUUACACGGCUCGCUACAAUACACUACACCUGAGCUCACCUGACCGGCUGAUUCUUCCUCUGGAACUUCGAAAAUGGCGAUUUCACUUGCUUCUGCUGCGAUUUCUGGUGGAUCUAAUCUCAAGACUUGCGAGCUUCCAUUCUCAAAAUGCACCUCUUUAGGGAAUAUAUCAAUAAGUGCAAUGCCAACAAAGUCGAAGCGAUUGGAAAUGCACCAUAAGUUUGCUGUUCGUGCUCAGUACAGCAGUGACGAAAGAGGUGGAGGAGGUGGUGAUUUCGUUGCUGGUUUUCUUCUAGGUAGUGCAGUUUGUGGAACCCUAGCAUAUAUAUUUGCUCCUCAGAUCAGAAGAUCUCUGCUGAAUGAAGAUGAAUAUGGUUUCCGGAAGGCUAGGCGACCAAUGUAUCACGAUGAUGAGGGCCUGGAGAAGACUAGACAAACCCUGAAUACCAAAUUGAGCCAACUGAAUGCUGCAAUUGACAAUGUAUCCGCUCGUCUACGGGGUGGAAACAAUACUGCUGCAGUGCCUGCUGAGUCUGAUUCAGAAGUAGAAGCUACAAUGUGAAAUAUGGUCAUUUUUAACAUAUGAUGCUUUUGCUGAGCUUUGGUGACACUGCAACCAUGAUUUGCUGUUAUCACUUAUCAGUCUUGCUGAACCAUAUUGAUACCAACCUUAUGUUUCUUCUUUUCUUUUCAUGGUAUUUGUGAAUACAUUUCUCUUGAAUAGUCUAUGGAUCUAUGAUAUACAGAAGUAUGGUUUAUUGGUUAAAAACUUGUGAUUCAAGCUAUAAAAGGAGAUAUUUUUGGCA
Molecule: messenger RNA, 858 nt
Organism: Spinacia oleracea (spinach)
Lineage: Eukaryota; Viridiplantae; Streptophyta; Magnoliopsida; Caryophyllales; Amaranthaceae
Exons: 5
Coding region: 126-614 (162 amino acids)
Cellular component (GO): chloroplast thylakoid membrane; chloroplast inner membrane
Source: RefSeq, a predicted model, not a curated record